Carassius carassius (crucian carp) is the source of this 1148-nucleotide messenger RNA. RefSeq lists its product as uncharacterized. The record is from RefSeq and is a predicted model, not a curated record. NCBI's taxonomy places the organism in Eukaryota, Metazoa, Chordata, Actinopteri, Cypriniformes, Cyprinidae. The transcript is spliced from 8 exons. Bases 204 to 1148 code for a protein of 314 amino acids.
UCUGUGGUCCAAACUCUCAUUGCACCAACUCAGUUGGGGGUUACAACUGUUCCUGCUUGAGUGGAUUUACUGUGACAAAUAGGAAUCAAUCAGUCAGCACCAGUAACCCAUGCAAUGUGACCCUAGCUUUGACUGAAUAUCUGAUUGAAAUUCAGAUCAAUAACACGGACAGCAGCUUCACUGAUCAGCUGAGAAUCCUUCUGAUGUCUUUCAGUUUGCCCUACACAAUCAGUGACAGCACUAACAUUACAGAAAUCAACAUAACUACUGUGUGUUCUUUGAAUGAAACACAGUAUCAGUGUAAAUGUGAGGGUCUGUUUGUUUGGCCGAAUGACACGUGUCACUCAUACGAGGCCUGUGAUGUCAUCACUAAUGGUUCAUGUACAUGUAUCAAUGCCCUUCCAAUCGACGGACAGUUCUGCCAAAUUCUACCUUCUGAGUACGUGAUUGACAUUGAUGUGAGAUUCUUUGACUUGUUCCUGGUGGAGUACUUACGCAAUCUCAUCAAAAACAUCAGCCUUCCUCUCACUCUGAGCAACAGCAUUAAUAUCACAGAUAUCGACCUGAAUACUGUGUGUGGGUUAAAUGGAACAGAAUAUGAGUGUAAGUGUGAGGAGAAUCAUGUUUGGCCCAGUGACACCUGCAGGGUCUAUCAGGUGUGUGAUAGCAUUGUGGGAGGCACCUGUGGAUGUAUUCAAGCUUUCCCUUCAGAGGGUUCACUUUGUCAGAGAGACAUCAAUGAAUGUAAAGAUGCAGUGUCGAGCGGUUUGCCAAACAUCAAGCUGCACUACCCCUGUUUGUGUUGCAGUGUUGAUGUCAAUCGCUCCAUCGGAGGAUAUAGAGAGCACCUGGAGAUCUCCUACCCUCCUCAGAGAAGUAAUGGCCAGCAAGAAAGCCACCUUAAGGGAAAGGUUCUUGGCCUCAGCAGACUCCAGCGGUUCGAAGGGGGCCUCAACCAACUCUCCGAGAACCACCGCCAGGUCCCAAAUGGGAACCCUGGUAUGAGCCACAGGUCUCAUCCUCCAAGCCCCACGGAGGAAACGUACGACCAACUGCUGUCUCCCCAGAGGCCCAUCACUCAGAGGAGCGUGGAAAGCCGAAAUGGCAGCCACGUACACCUUGAGAGUGGACGGGGUAAGACCAGCUGA